GCCACUAAAAUGAAGAACACUCCAGCCUUGUGCACUGUGGCAACAACAUGAAUGCGCAAAUAUUCACCAAUACGUGACCCUUCUCGUCACCCUAUAUUUAUACAGAAUGUGCUCUACUUCAUCUGCAGUAAUAAGGACAUCGUGGUUUAUAGAGUAUUGCUACGGUCUUGAUGUCUGAUAAAUCAACUGUAUGCGGUUUCAAAACCUGCCGCCUCGUCCCACAGGUCGUGACCGGCAUCCAGUGUUUCUAAGCUGCUGCCUCUUUUUGUGUAUUUAUCUCUUGUCUGUCUUAUGUUCCUUGUAGUGUUUUAAUGUUGAUUCUUAUAGAUCACAUGGUACCUAGUGUAUUAUUACUUCUCUCCAUUGGUUAAGAAUGCGGUCAGUUCAUUCAAACGUUUUUUUGUUUUUCUUAGGGUAAGUGAGGCAGUGCAGCGGAGUCUGACGGGUCAGUGUUGGUGUGGCAGUAGUGGUGUGAGGGUGCGUCGCUGUGAGCUCUGCCUGGCUGUGACUGGGCCGCUCCAGCCGGGGGUUGCCAGGAUGGGUGGACGGACGGUCAUUGCCAGGUAAAACAACAACAGCGGGCUGCUUGUGGAGGACACAGCGUGCUGGCGGCCAUGCUUGGUGUGCUCAUGAUGGGUGUGCUCUCCCCUAACGCCACGGCCUCCAUCUUCCCCGCCGUUAACACCGCAGCAUCCAGCAAAGGUGCAGUAAAGGUCACGCCAGGACACAGCCACGAGGACUGUCAGGUCAGGGAGAGAUACAGCAUUCCAUUCCUCUCCAUUCUUGACAGCAGUGGAAAGGUCACCAAUAUUGUGCCAGAGUUUGAGGGUUUGCUGAGGUUUGAGGCGCGGGGGGCAGUGCCGUCGGCCCUGUCGGCACUGGGGCUGUACAGAGGGUGCCACGCCCACCCCAUGACGGUGCCUCGCUGUAGCAGGACGCAGGAUGUCAUUGAGCCCGUGCUGAGGCCCCAGUGGUUCGCUUGGUGCAAGGAGUUGGCACAGGAGGCGUCCGAGGCUGUGCAGAGCGGCCGUCUGACCCUGGUGCCACAGCUGCACAGGAGGGCUUGGCAUAGCUGGCUGGACAACAUCACAGACUGGUGUGUCUCCCAGCAGCUCUGGUGGGGCCACAAAAUCCCAGUGUACCACAUCACUGCAGCAGACGGCUGGGAGGUGUGGGUGGCGGCUGCUUGGAGGAGGAUGCAAGGCGGAAGGCUGUGGAGAAGGAAGGCACACCCUUGGCCUCCAUGUCCACCCAGCAGGAGGAAGAUGUUCUGGACACCUGGUUCUCCUCUGGCCUGUUUCCCUUUGCCUCGCUGGGCUGGCCGGGUCAGGGGAGGGGAGAGACCAUGCCUGACCUUGCUCGCUUCUACCCAACGACCUUGGUGAAGACGGGUCACGACAUCCUCUUCUGGGUGGCUCAGAUGGUCAUGCUGGGACUCAACUUGACAGGGAGGCUUCCCUUUAAGACUGUGCUGCUGCAUGGCCUCCUGUGUGAUGGUGGCGGCCACAAGAUGUCCAAGUCCUGGGGCAGUGUGAUAGACCCCCUGGAUGUCAUCAAUGGGGCGUCCCUGGAG
Scylla paramamosain (green mud crab) is the source of this 1573-nucleotide messenger RNA. RefSeq names its product valine--tRNA ligase-like. The record is from RefSeq and is a predicted model, not a curated record. Gene Ontology annotation, cellular component: cytosol. Gene Ontology annotation, molecular function: valine-tRNA ligase activity; ATP binding; aminoacyl-tRNA deacylase activity. The coding region runs from base 615 to 1385 and encodes 256 amino acids. The transcript is spliced from 7 exons. Gene Ontology annotation, biological process: valyl-tRNA aminoacylation. Lineage: Eukaryota; Metazoa; Arthropoda; Malacostraca; Decapoda; Portunidae.